Messenger RNA from Condylostylus longicornis, 4686 nucleotides. It is a transcript of the gene VAChT, whose product is annotated as vesicular acetylcholine transporter. Gene Ontology annotation, cellular component: membrane; AP-2 adaptor complex; AP-1 adaptor complex. Gene Ontology annotation, molecular function: acetylcholine transmembrane transporter activity; xenobiotic transmembrane transporter activity. Gene Ontology annotation, biological process: transmembrane transport; xenobiotic transport; chemical synaptic transmission. The record is from RefSeq and is a predicted model, not a curated record. Bases 2059 to 3867 code for a protein of 602 amino acids. NCBI's taxonomy places the organism in Eukaryota, Metazoa, Arthropoda, Insecta, Diptera, Dolichopodidae. The transcript is spliced from 3 exons.
ACAUAGAGCACACCAGGGUAAUCAAAAAAAGCUUCUUCUAGCCAGAUAGAUAUUACCUUUUGCUGCGGCCUGGUCGGAUUUAAAACGUUUUUCUGGUUUUAAAAUAAAAAAUAAUCGUUCGUAGUACGUCAAAAAAAUUAAUUAAAAUUUCGAUUGAAUGUUUAAUUCGAGUUGCAGUAAAUAAAAAAUACCUGGGAAAUAUAUAAGAUAUAAUAAAUAUAUACAUGUAUAUACAUAUAUCUAUGAAACAGAAAAAAAAAGGAAGAAGUUUCCAUAAGUAGUAGGGGGAAUUCAAAAGUGGGUCAAAACAUAUAUGAAAAUUUUAAAAGAAAGAAAAAUACCAUUUAAAUUCGGCUAUCGGAAAAAAAAAUUCUAAAAAAAUAAAAAAAAAAAUUAAAUUUUAUUGCACACGGCUUUUAAUUUUCCUUAAUUUUUACAAGAGCAUUGAGCGCUUUUCCAAUUUGAAAAUUUUAUUUCAUAAAAUUUACAAAAUUAAAAAAAUAUUUGAAACCAAAAAAAUGUAAAGAAAACACAAAGUUUCUUAAACACUAAAAAAAAGUGUGUACCCCAGUUUCAAAAAAUCAAAAAAAAAAAGAAAUUUAAUUGUGAAAAAAAAAAAAUUUUAAAUUUAAAAAAAUCAAAAAAUUGUAAUCAACGCUUUUUCCAAUUGUUAAAGUUCGUAACCAUUAAAUAGAAAAAGUGUGUUUUCGAAAAAUUUAUUAAAAAUUUUAAAUUUUAUUAAAAAAAAAGAAUUAAAUAUUACUGUUAAAUAAAAAAAUAAAAAAAUAUAAUUAAAUUUUUUUAAUAUUAAAAAAAAAAUAAAAAAAAGUGAUUGCAAUAUAAAAUAAAAAAAGAGAGGACAGUGGCGUCUUCAGAGGGUAAUCAAGGUGCACCUGCCAGUGCUGCUGGUACUGGUAAUCAAAAUACAACUGGUGGUACAUCGACUGGUGAAUCCGGAGCCCUGUUUUCAAAACUAAGUGGAACAUUAUUAUCGGGCCCAAAUUCACCUAGACGUGUGGUUUCAAAUAUUCGUGGAUUUUUAUCAAAACGUAUUGAAAGUGUUACUAUCCCUGACACAGGUUGUCUAUUGGUUGGCAGACAGACCAUCGCUGAAGCAAAAUAGGAUGAGUAGUCAUAAUUGUUACCUCUAUGAACAUAUCAUCAUUUAUUAAUAAUAUAAUCAACAAUAUUUAAUUAUAAAGAAAAGCAUUAAAAUUGAUUAUAACAGAAUUAAUUCGAAGCAACUGUGAAUUGAAACAAAACCAGCAAGGAUAUAUCUAUAAAAAAGAAAUCAUAAAAACAAAAAAACAAAAAUAUGAAGGAUUGACAAAAUCAUAUUUCCCAAAGAAAUAUUAUAUUGUAUAUUUAAAAAGUGUGAUAUUUUUGAUUUGUAUAUAAAUAUGAAAAUCUUUUAGUAAUUAUAAAAAAAAAUAUACAAAAAAAAAAACAAAUUGCAUACAAAAAAUAAAAAGUAGCUGAAAAACAAAUCAAGAAAACAAAUUAAAAAACAGAAAACUGUUAUACAAAAAUUUUUGUUAAAAAUGUUAAAAUUUUAAUUUUUGUAGAAAUAAUUCCAACUUUUCCGUUCAAGUUUUAGUUUUUUUUUUCGUAGUUACUUACAAAAGUAGAAAUUAAAUAAAAUCCCAGCAUGCAGAAUUCACAAUGAACAUUAUCAAAUUUAUUAAAGAUAAUUUUUAAAGUUUAAAGACAAGCUGAAGUUUAACCAAGUAAAAAAGAAUAAAAGAAGCACGAAAAAAUCCUCAAUUCUUUUUAAAAAUAUUUAUAAAACAAAAAAGUAAUUAAAUUUUUUACGUCGCAUGUUAGUAACACAUUUAUCAUUCUGCAUUCAAUUAUUUACAACAUUAAAAAAAAAAUUAAAAUCAAAUUAUAAAAUUCAAUCAUUUAAUUUUAGUACUAACAACAAGUUAUAUAAUACCUGUAUUUAAAUUUAUUUUAAUUUUGUGUUGAUUAAUCCCACUACCUGCAACACCUAUAAUCAUUAAAUAACAACAGCAAAAAAUUAAAAUCAAAGUUUAAAAAAAAAAACAUUAUUUCAAAAUGUCCUUCACCAUACCAGUUAUAAAUUUAACGUUUAGUGAGGUUAAGGGGAUAAUAUGGGAGAAAAUUCAAGAACCAAUUUAUCAACGUCGUUUAGUUUUAAUUAUAGUAUCAAUAGCAUUACUUCUUGAUAAUAUGUUAUAUAUGGUUAUAGUGCCUAUAAUACCCGAUUAUUUACAAUAUAUCGCAUCAUUAGAUGAUAAUGGUGAUCCAAUACCGACACCACCACCACCACGUUUUCCAAAUGGUACAUUAAUACCAAAAGAUCCAAAUCAUCAUGAUCAUCAUGGUCAAGAUUCAGCAACUGGUAUAUUAUUUGCUUCAAAAGCAAUAGUACAAUUAAUGGUUAAUCCAUUUUCGGGCGCUUUAAUUGAUCGUAUAGGUUAUGAUAUACCAAUGAUGAUCGGUCUGACUAUCAUGUUCUUUUCAACGGCUGUAUUUGCCUGCGGUAAAUCAUAUAGUGUAUUAUUUUUUGCAAGAUCAUUGCAAGGUGCAGGCUCAGCUUUUGCGGAUACAUCCGGUUUAGCCAUGAUUGCAGAUCGUUUCACAGAAGAAAAUGAACGCUCAAAAGCGCUUGGUAUAGCACUAGCAUUUAUUAGUUUUGGUUGUUUAGUAGCACCACCAUUUGGUGGUGCUUUAUAUCAAUUUGCUGGCAAAGAAGUUCCAUUUUUAAUAUUAGCAUUUGUUUGCUUAAUUGAUGGAACUUUAUUGCUUUUAGUAAUGAAACCGAUUAAACAACAAUUAAGUGAAAGUAGAGAAGUACAACAAGAAACGAUACCAAUAUGGAAAUUAUUAAUGGAUCCAUAUAUUGCAGUAUGUGCGGGUGCUUUAACUAUGUCAAACGUGGCAUUAGCUUUUAUUGAACCAACAAUAUCAUUGUGGAUGGAAGAUACAAUGACAACAGAUAAUUGGAAAAUUGGUAUGAUUUGGUUACCAGCCUUUUUCCCACAUGUAUUUGGUGUUGUGAUAACAGUUAAAAUGGCCAGAGAAUAUCCUCAUCAUCAAUGGCUGAUGGCUGCUGGAGGUUUAGCUUUAGAAGGAUUAUGUUGCUUUAUAAUACCAUUUUCUUCAUCUUAUAAAGUCUUAAUGAUACCAAUAUGUGGUAUAUGCUUUGGUAUAGCAUUAAUUGAUACUGCAUUACUGCCAACAUUAGGUUAUCUAGUCGAUGUUCGUUAUGUUUCAGUUUAUGGUAGCAUUUAUGCCAUUGCUGACAUAUCAUAUUCAAUUGCUUAUGCUGUAGGACCUAUUAUAGCUGGUGGAGUUGUAGAACUAAUUGGAUUUACAGCUCUUAAUUUUAUAAUCGCAUUCACAAAUUUGCUGUAUGUUCCCGUCCUUGGUAAACUUAGAAACAUUUACGAUUUCAAACCAUUUGAAUCUGAAGCAAAUAUAUUAAUGUCAGAUCCACCUAAAAAGGAAUAUCAAACUUACUCAAUGCAAGAUCAACAACCGAUUGAUGGUGAUUUCAAAAAUCAUUUAGAAUACGGUUACCAACAACAGCAAGACGGUGCAGGUGUUGCAGAAACAAAUGUCGAUAACGAACAAUAUAAUCAACAGCAACAAUAUCAAUAUCAAGGUGGUUAUCAGCAACAGCAACAAUAUCAGCCCGGUUAUCAAGAACAAGGUGGUAUUUAUCAGCAACAGCAACAACAAGAUCAACAACGACAUCUUCCUCCAUCUUCACAACAACAAGCUAAUCCAUUUAGACAUGGUGCACCGCAAGUUCAACCACAAGGCGGUGGAUUUCAACAACAAGAUAGUGGUGCUGGUGGUAGGGUAUCGAAUCCAUUUAGAUCUGGCACAGGAUUUUAAAUAUACAUAAAUAGAAAUUCAUCGUUCUCACAAUCACUGUCACGAACAUCAUUAGCAUCGAAGCCAUUAUUUAUUAAAUCUUACUAUAUUGUUAAUAUUUUAAAUUACUUUGUUAUAAUAUUGUUUAUAAUAUUUUGUUUAGAACUAUUAGUAAUGUUAUUUUCAAUAUUUAUUUUUGUAAUUAUCGACUCGCAUUAUGAAUAACUAUACUAUCAAAAAAAUUACAAAUAUUAUACAUACCUAUAUCACAUUACAUAUUUUAUUACUAUACAUUAAAACCAAAAUUUAAAUAAGCAAAAUGGAUUAUUCGCAAAAAAAAAUAGGAUAUUAUGACGUCAUCACAAAAUUUGUAAAUUUUGUUUUGGCGAUUGUAUAUUAAAUAAUGUAGAAUCAAUUAUUAAUACAUGAACACACACAUAUACAUAUGUUACUAUAAUUAAUUAUUAGUUAUGUAGUAGAAAUUCUUAAAAAAUAAUUAAAAUGAAGAGAAAUAAGCAAAAUAUUUUUUAAUUUGUUAAUUUAUGAAAUUUAUGUACAAAUUUUAACGUUUUUAAACAAAUGAAAAAAGCAAAACUCCUAGUCAAAUUAAAUUAAUUAAAAUUAUAAAAAUUGCAAUUAAAAAAGUUUCAAAAAUCAAUCUCAAUAUUUAAUGUUGAGAAUUUGAAUAAAAUGAAAUUGCAAUCUAUAUGUGUACAGUAAAACAAAAAAUGAAGCGUUAAUUUAAAUUUUUAAAGAAUAAUUGUGGUUUAACUAAAAUUCCUUUGUAGACCUAAAAAUAUUAUUAAUUUCAUAGAAAAAUUAAAAUUCCAUAAGAAAACU